This is a messenger RNA of Penicillium waksmanii, 261 nucleotides long. RefSeq lists its product as uncharacterized. The record is from RefSeq and is a predicted model, not a curated record. NCBI's taxonomy places the organism in Eukaryota, Fungi, Ascomycota, Eurotiomycetes, Eurotiales, Aspergillaceae. Bases 1 to 261 code for a protein of 86 amino acids. The transcript is spliced from 2 exons.
AUGAACUUCCUACUUCUGAUGUUCCUGGUCUUCUUUGCCCCAUUGCUGCUGUUUGUUGCAUGGCUGGUAGCCUCAUCCUGUCUGGGGAAUCGUCUCCGUAAUCGCACUGGAGGAUUCUCGGCACGAUCAGGAAUGGGCUCGUACGGCCAAAGCUACCUGCGAACAAUGGCUAAUUCGAGUGCCGCCAUGUCUGAACAGAUCGAGUUGGACGACAUGCUGGCCGAGCCCGGAACUCAUCGACAAUUCGACGAAGAGGAUUGA